This is a messenger RNA of Trichogramma pretiosum, 2796 nucleotides long. RefSeq lists its product as uncharacterized. The transcript has 7 exons. The coding region runs from base 1 to 2796 and encodes 931 amino acids. Lineage: Eukaryota; Metazoa; Arthropoda; Insecta; Hymenoptera; Trichogrammatidae. The record is from RefSeq and is a predicted model, not a curated record.
AUGUUCACAAGUUACUAUCACGUAAAAAAAUUUAGAGCUUUAAAAAGAAAAAAGUGCUCAAGUACAAAUAGUUCGUUGUGUAGUGAAGAAUCGAAGGAAGUAGUUGCGUGCAAUAAGUUUAACGAGCCGUGUGUUUUUGAGCCACCACUACAACAUGAACUGCCCGAAGAAAUCUUGGAUAAUCAACAUGAAAGUAUAGAAGCACAUGACGACCGAGUUGAAAGCUCCGAAUCAGCAGGCUCAACAACUACAUUUGAUUCGUCAAGUAGCAGUCAAACUUCAAGUUUAAAUGAAGAAGAUGAGUCAUCAAAAAGCAACAAUGAGAUGCACUUAGAAAAUUAUUCUGAAAAUUCGACUCUCAAAGAAAAGCUUCAGAUGUGGGCAAUGAACAACAUAUUUACUUUGAGAAAUUCAGUAAUAACCGAAUUGUUGCAUUUACUUCACGAUCAAGUCAAAGAAAAGUUACCUCUUCGAGCGGAAACAUUAUUAAAAACUAAAAAAUGUUCAAACACAGUCAUUAUUGUACCGACAGCGAAAGGUAAUAAUGGAUUAUAUACAUACUUCGGUAUUGAAAAAAUUUUGUUACUAAUGCUAGAGAAUAGUGAAUACGACGAUGAAAAAAUUGAGCUUCUAGUUAAUAUAGAUGGUAUGAGUCCUUACAAAAACUCUAGCAAACAAUUUUGGCCGAUUUUGAUUCGAGUUUUGCACCGAGAAUUUACAUGUACUCCUGCUGCAGUAGCUUUAUAUUGUGGAGAUUCAAAACCAAAAUUUAUGGAAGAUUUAUUAGAUGAUUUUGUUAACGAAGCUGCUCAUCUUAUUACAAACGGUUUGAAAACGCCUACGAAAAAUUAUAUUUUCAAUUUAAAAGGAUUUUCUUGUGAUACACCAGCGAGAGCUGCAAUCAAGUAUGUGAAAGGCCACGGAGGAUUUUAUGCUUGUGAGCGAUGCGAUACAAAAGGUAGAAGUGUAGACAAGAGGCGCAUAUACGAUAUCGUUGGUAAAAAUGAGCGUUCAAAAGACUCGUUUUUGAAUAAAAGUCAACCCGAGCAUCAUAAACCCGAUGUUACUUCUCCUUUAGUAAGGAUUCCUGGCUUCGACCCUGUAAGGCAGGUAUUUUUGGAACCCAUGCACUUGUUUCAUUUGGGGGUUAUGAAGUCAAUUUUCGAAAAAUUCGUUGAUGGAAAUAAAAGGACAAAACUAAAUUCAAGGCAAAAGAAACAUUUAGAAGAGAUUUUGGCAGAAAUAGAACUUGGGAUGACUCAAGAGUUUCAGAGAAAAAAAUUCAACUUAAAAGAUUAUGUUCACUGGAAAGCCACUCAAUACGGCUUUCUUUUAUGUUACACGUUGCCCAUGUUGUUUGAAAGAUUUAUUUCCAAAGCCAUGUAUAAAUUUUUACUGCUACUGUUUGUUGCCUGCCGAAUUUUGUUCAACGAGCAGCUUGCUUUGACAUACGCCGAUUUUGCUGAUACAUUGCUCAAAGGUUUUUUUAAGAUUAUGCCGACGAUGUUUGGUAAAAGCUCGCAGGUGAUGAAUUUUCACAAUUUAAAUCAUGUGGCUGCUGAUGUCAAGUAUGUUGGUCUGCCUUUAUCGUCGUUUUCAGCCUACGCUUUUGAAAACUGUUUAGGCCAGAUAAGCAAGUUGAUUAGGACUCCUAAUAAUCCCCUCAGCCAAGUUACUCGGAGAUUAUUUGAAAUGCAACAAUUGGGAAAAAAAUUUAUUGACAAGCGUUGUUCAUUAACCGUCAAAGCGAAAAUGUCACUGAAAGAAAAUAGUAAGUUUGCUGUCGUAGUUUUCAAAAAUUGGGAAAAUCCCAAUGGAUUAAAAUCUACCGAGCUAGUACCAGUUUCUUGGCUAAGCUAUGAAGACUCGGGAUGGUUUUGCGUUUAUCCUGACGAAAAAGACUAUCCAAAAUUGGAAAAAUGGAUUCGAGAAGAAAAAAAACCAGGAGCGAAAUGGGUUCGAUAUGAAGUAGAUGUGCUUAAGGAAGCGAAAAAUCAUGAGCAAGGAGUCAAACGAUUAAGAAAAUCCUUUGAAACCGCGAACAUCAGUUCUACUGACAACGAUGAAGAUGGAGCAGAAAAUGUUGUUGUGGAUCCUCCUCAAAUCAUUAUCGAUGAGUCGUCACUUGCAGGGUUUUUUGCUGGCUUAGAAGCCGAUGCAAAUUCAGGUGCACCUGAAUUUAAAAAAAAUACGUCCUCGCGGGAAAGCUCAUCAUGUGAACCGCCUUCAAGCAAACGCAUGCGUUUGGACCCAGAAAUUUUCGCAACAAAAAAAGAUAUCGAGGAGAUAGAAAAGGGGAUCAAAAAGAACAUUAAAAAAAUGCAAGAAAGCAUCUUGUACGAUAUAAAAGAGUUCAUUAAGCUGCAAACUCUGAACGCUCCACAACUGCUUGAUCUUCCGGCGAUGCCAUUUGAUGAUUUGGUACCAUUUGUACAAUUUGAAGACGAGUUGAAAAAUAAUCCGGCAAAAAGAGAUGCAUUGACGUUGCGAUUGCAAAGAAUCGCCAACGGAGAGACUGAUUUUAAAAUUGCCCUAAAAAAAUGUUUGGAACUAAUAUUAGUAAAAAAAGUUCAACUAUUGUACAGCGGAUGUGGGAAACCGGUGCGAGGCGUCGCUAAAAAAAAUUUCAGCAUGACGCAAACUUACAAAUGCAUAAGCGUGGUCAUAGAAAAUCAUUAUAGGAUCGACCAGAGUAUCGUGAAGUCGAAGACAUCCAGGUGGUUUUCUGGAGCUCCUGACAGAGAAGGAGGCAGAACAGAGCGGAGCAGUGCGAACAAUGCCGUUCGAGAAAGCUAA